AUGCAGCUCUCCUGCGGCAACGAUGCUGCGAAAACCCCCCAGCAAGAGGAGGUGGUGGCACCGUUGCCUGGGGAUGCCCACGACGACACAGAGCGCCACACGGAUGGCGCGGCGCCACGACGGCGCUUCCGAGCGGCACGGCGGCGCGAGCAGCCUCCGCAUGGGGGGGCAUUUGGCUCCACGCAGACGGACGAGCCCCCAAGGCAGCCGAGACAGCGCAUCAUACGACUCAGCACACUCGCUGCCGCUGUCAACCCGCUUCAUCGUUACUUCUCCCUUGCGGUACACAAUGGCAGCGCGGACGCGGUGCCGUUCUCUCCGCCGUGUCUUCGCUGCCCCUACUGCAAAGGUUGCCAGCUUCAUAUGCAGUUCUGUAGCGGGGCCUAUGGUAUGCGUCACCUCCUGGCGUGGAUCAUGCGGAGAAAACCACCCAUGGCAGGAAAGAGGAGAACAAUUGAGAUGUACUGCACUGCCGCGAACCGUGGUGUUGUUGCUUCUGCUGCUUCUUCACAGCGUCGUGUUUGCCGCUUCGAGGUUGGUCCUGUGGUGAUUACACGACACAUUAUUUAUGCCUCUAGGGAUCAAACAUUGGAGACAUUGGAUCGUGGAGGAACAACGGGAACUUUUGCCGGCAUGGUUUGCCCUCGACCGUUGAACUUCCUCGAUGUCUUCUUUGGUAUCUUCUACGGUACAACAGAAAGAGGGAGGGACACCUCGGGGUAUCAUAUUCUUCAGAUCACUGCUAUGCGUGCCGUGGCGGCGCAAGCACGGGCACUAUGGGAGAAGCUUACCUACUCGCCAGAGAGGGACACGGACGCUGUAACUAUACCUGCUGGGCAGUACAGGCCAAGGGACAAGAGCAUACCACCUCGUCGGGUACCAGUUGACUGGAGAUGUCCGGCGUUAUUCUUCUCGCUUCUGCCACGCGCCCAGGUGGGAAACAACGGCAUCACGUUUGUUCUGUGGCUUCCAGAGCUUGCUCGCCACAUCCUCACCGCGUAUGUCAUGGAGGAUGGCGAGUUCUGGCGUGCCCCACACACCUGCGGCCCUGAAUCAAAAGAAGAAGACACACCGCCCGAAGCACCACCACUGCAGCCAGAAGCAGCAAAAGAGGAAGAAAAAACUGAAACCGAAAGUGCAAAGAGCCCAGAGGUUCCUGAAGACGCAGCAGAGGCCCCUGUUUCCGGCGAAAAGUGGGAAGGUGAGGUGAAAUGUCGCCGCUGUUACGUCCCUGGCAACUGCUGGGGCCUCAUCUGCCGCCGCCACCGAGAGGAACGGGACAUCACAAACACUAUCCUACGCGUGCGCCGCGCAUGUGUCAGACGUAGAGUAGUGCGCCGAGCCAUUCUCGGCAACAGCGGUGAAUGGGGCCCCGAGCCAAACGGCGUUCUGUGGAUCAACAGGCACAAGGCACGUGCCCAAUUUAUGGCGCUGAUGGUGGCGUACAUGAUGAGAAAAACAGUUUGUGGGCCAUACAAGCAACGCCAUCUCACACCACCGCCAGCGUGCAAGACGGUAGCAGAGGGCACUGUCUAUUCGGUGUGA
Messenger RNA from Trypanosoma grayi, 1545 nucleotides. RefSeq lists its product as hypothetical. The coding region runs from base 1 to 1545 and encodes 514 amino acids. Lineage: Eukaryota; Euglenozoa; Kinetoplastea; Trypanosomatida; Trypanosomatidae. The record is from RefSeq and is a predicted model, not a curated record. The transcript has a single exon.